CUAACAAGCACUUCCUGUAUUACUGCUGAUGCAAUAUUGAGAGCACUACUCGUAAAUUUGUCAAAGUUCCGUGUCAAUGCAAUCCAAUGAAAUAACUGCUGAUAUCGAUAACUAUAAAAAUCACGGUUACAGUGUGGGAAAUUCAAUUGGACGUUAUAGAACGUGAUUCAGUGAUCGGUUCAUGUUUAUAGUAUUAAGGCUGCAAUAUGGCAAAAAAUGAAAUCCCCACGUCAACGGUGGAGGAUCUGACUAUCAAAGACGAGAAUAAAUCCAACGACUCUAACGACGUAGUCAAUCCAUGGAACGUCACCAGCACAUCGUCUAAAGGCGUAGAUUAUGAUAAACUUAUAAAGCGCUUUGGCAGUGAGAAGAUUCAACCGGCAUUAUUGGAAAGAAUUGAAAAGCUGACUGGGAAACCACCGCACCAUUUCCUAAGUAGAGGAAUAUUCUUUUCUCAGAGAGAUAUGAAUUUGAUAUUGAACGAUUUUGAAAACAAGAAACCAUUUUUUCUAUACACUGGUAGAGGUCCAUCAUCAGAAGCAAUGCAUCUUGGUCAUCUGAUACCAUUUAUAUUUACAAAGUAA
Messenger RNA from Saccoglossus kowalevskii, 584 nucleotides. Its product is annotated as tryptophan--tRNA ligase, cytoplasmic-like. Gene Ontology annotation, molecular function: tryptophan-tRNA ligase activity; ATP binding. Gene Ontology annotation, cellular component: cytoplasm. Gene Ontology annotation, biological process: tryptophanyl-tRNA aminoacylation. The record is from RefSeq and is a predicted model, not a curated record. NCBI's taxonomy places the organism in Eukaryota, Metazoa, Hemichordata, Enteropneusta, Harrimaniidae.